Symbiodinium sp. CCMP2592 is the source of this 858-nucleotide messenger RNA. NCBI's taxonomy places the organism in Eukaryota, Dinophyceae, Suessiales, Symbiodiniaceae. The record is from the annotation of a GenBank genome assembly.
AUGGACCACACAACCACCUUCACCACGCAUUUGGCCAAAACACAUUCGGCACAGCACCGGUAUGCCCUGCAUUCGUCAACAUGCUGUGUAAAAGUGGCUUGCCUCUCCGUAUCUUUGCGUAAUAUGAUGCGGAACUUGGCAGCGACAUUUCGACCAGCCAUCCGCAUUCGGCAAAGCUGGCGGCAACACAUCCCAGGCCGAUGGGUUCAGCUCCGUCCUUUGUCCAGCUUACCUUCUGGUUGGCAGGAGUAUUAUAGCGAAAAGUAUGCCCGACCGUACUAUUGGCAUCAAGCGACUGGCACAUCACAAUGGCAUCUGCCCGAGGUCGCGCAGGCAGACAGCGAGAAAUCGACGCAAAGCUCCGAAAGUGUUGCGAAAGGGCAAGGGCGUGCUUCCGAAGACGUCACAGAGAUGCCUCAAACGGUGCGCGACAGCCAGUGGAAGGUGGUGUGGAGUGAGGAGUACGGCAGGAAUUAUUAUUGGCAUGUGCCCUCUGGCCGGACCGCGUGGGAACGGCCAUCUGACAUGCCGACCGACGCAGACUCACAGAGACUGAAGCACGUUAUGGCGGCGAGCCGGGACAUCCUGCACGGGGCAACAGUGGGAGAGGAUAUCCCGAGCGGUGACGAUCUACAGGUCGUUAAGGAUCUCUUGAACUACCAUCCCGAUGCGAAACGCAAGAUUGGUGGGGGGCUCCGGUCAAUCAAGGUUGAUUUCGCGCCGCCACCGAAUCACAAGCAUCGCUGCUUCUGGGUAGUUCGGGUAGAUGGUUCGCAGGAAGACUUUUCUGCACGAAAAUGUCGUGAUGCAAUCCGUCGGGAGUUGCAUGCAGCUCGCCACAGGGUGCCUGCGGAAUAG